UUUAAUUUACAAAGAAAUCAUUACUUCCGGUUAAAAUAAAAACGCUAUUCGCCGGUGUUAAACAUGUCAGGGACAGUUUUAACGUCCUUAAAAAGAAAAUACUCACAUGCAGUUGGACUAAGUUCUUACAGAGACCAACAUUUUAAGGGAAACAGAACAGACCAAGAACGCCUCUUAUUACUGAGCACAACUUUAUAUGUUGGUAACCUGUCUUUUUAUACAACGGAAGAACAGAUCCAUGAACUCUUCUCAAAAUGUGGAGACAUCAAAAGAAUUAUCAUGGGGCUUGAUAAAGUCAGAAAGACACCAUGUGGAUUUUGUUUUGUAGAAUAUUAUACCAGGGAAGAUUCAGAGAAUGCCAUCAAAUAUAUAAAUGGAACACGAUUAGAUGACAGAAUUGUAAGAACAGAUUGGGAUGCAGGGUUUAAAGAAGGCAGACAGUAUGGACGUGGUAAAAGUGGUGGACAGGUUCGAGAUGAAUACAGGACAGAUUUUGAUGAAGGUCGGGGUGGUUAUGGACAGAUAAUAACAACAAAAAUAAAAACCAAGGAUACAGUUUAGAUGGCAGAUACAAAAACUCUAAAUAUUGCCAUUCACAUGUACAGCUAGAAAAUCUAGCUUAACUUUAAAGCCUUGGUGCAAAUGUUUGGUUGAAAAACAUGCGAAACAACAUUUAAAUGACUGUUGUCUUUAGCUGUUAAUGUUAAAUGCACAGCUGUCAUUUUCACUCAACAG
Mytilus trossulus (common blue mussel) is the source of this 735-nucleotide messenger RNA. RefSeq names its product nuclear cap-binding protein subunit 2-like. Gene Ontology annotation, molecular function: RNA cap binding. Gene Ontology annotation, biological process: mRNA cis splicing, via spliceosome. Gene Ontology annotation, cellular component: nuclear cap binding complex. The transcript has 4 exons. Lineage: Eukaryota; Metazoa; Mollusca; Bivalvia; Mytilida; Mytilidae. The coding region runs from base 64 to 561 and encodes 165 amino acids. The record is from RefSeq and is a predicted model, not a curated record.